Messenger RNA from Hemiscyllium ocellatum (epaulette shark), 2595 nucleotides. RefSeq names its product far upstream element (FUSE) binding protein 1 (gene fubp1). Gene Ontology annotation, biological process: regulation of DNA-templated transcription. Gene Ontology annotation, molecular function: mRNA binding. The coding region runs from base 120 to 2258 and encodes 712 amino acids. Gene Ontology annotation, cellular component: nucleus; cytoplasm. NCBI's taxonomy places the organism in Eukaryota, Metazoa, Chordata, Chondrichthyes, Orectolobiformes, Hemiscylliidae. The transcript has 21 exons. The record is from RefSeq and is a predicted model, not a curated record.
CGGCUUCUCCGCCCUGCCUUCUUCGGUGUGUCGGCCAUUUUGGACUAGUUCCCCCCGGGUCCGUGCCGAGGCCUCGUUUCCUCUCACAGAGAAGAGAGAAAAAAACCACCCAGAAAAAGAUGGCCGAAUAUUCAGCAGUGGCGCCUCCCAGCACGUUAAGCGGUGGUGCUAGCGGCGGUGGCGGCGGAGCGGGAGGAGCAAGCGGCGGUGCUGGCGCUGCAGCUGGCGGCGGCGGGGGCGGAGGAGCGGCAGGUGGCGGCGGCGGCGGCGCCGGGGCUGGAGGUGCCGGCGGCUUCAAGAACGACGCUUUCGCCGACGCCCUUCAGCGGGCGAGGCAGAUUGCAGCAAAAAUUGGUGGGGACACAGCUACCACAGUAAAUACGUCAGACUAUGGAUAUGGUGGACAGAAAAGGCCGCUGGAAGAUGGAGAUCAACCAGAUACCAAGAAAGUUGCUCAGAAUGAUCCAUUUGGAGCACAGCUAGCUGCAAUGCAUCAACAGAGGGCAAUUGCCACGGAGGAAUACAAAGUACCUGACGGUAUGGUUGGAUUCAUAAUUGGUCGAGGUGGAGAACAAAUCUCACGCAUUCAACAAGAGUCUGGGUGCAAAGUACAGAUCGCUCCUGACAGUGGUGGUUUACCAGAAAGAUCUUGCAUGCUGACAGGAAGUCCUGAUUCCAUUGUAGCUGCAAAGAGGUUACUUGAUCAAAUUGUUGAAAGAGGCCGAAUUGGUCCCGGUACGCAUCAUGGAGAUGGACCAGGUACUUCAGUGCAGGAGAUUAUGAUUCCUGCGAGCAAAGCUGGACUUGUAAUUGGGAAAGGUGGAGAAACAAUCAAGCAACUGCAAGAGCGUGCGGGAGUCAAGAUGGUGAUGAUUCAAGAUGGACCUCAGCCAACAGGAUCAGAUAAACCCCUCCGCAUCACUGGAGAUCCAUUUAAAGUACAGCAAGCCAAGGAUAUGGUGAUGGACCUAAUUCGUGACCGAGAGCAGGGUGGUUUUAGAGAGCAGCGUAAUGAGUACGGAUCCCGUUUAGGAGGAACAAAUGAAGCAUUGGAUGUCCCUGUACCUCGCUUUGCUGUUGGUAUUGUAAUAGGGAGAAGCGGAGAAAUGAUUAAGAAGAUACAGAACGAUGCUGGUGUGAGGAUUCAGUUCAAGCCAGAUGACGGGACGACGCCAGAAAGGAUAGCUCAGAUCUUGGGCCCUCCCGACAGAUGUCAGCACGCUGCAGAAAUACUUACAGACCUCCUACGAAGUGUGGAGGCUGGAAUGCCUCCAGGUCCUGGUGGUCCUGGGCCAGGCAGAGGAAGAGGGAGAGGCCAAGCAAAUUGGAAUAUGGGCCCUCCUGGUGGACUUCAAGAGUUCACUUUCACGGUACCGAGCAGCAAGACUGGGAUAAUCAUUGGCAAAGGUGGUGAGACCGUAAAGGCAAUUAGCCAACAGUCAGGGGCAAGGAUUGAGCUUCAGAGAAACCCACCUCCAAAUGCUGAUCCCAACUUUAAAAUGUUUAUUAUUCGUGGAUCAACUCAGCAGAUUGAUUAUGCUCGACAACUUAUUGAAGAGAAGAUUGGGGCUCCUACUGGUCCUCCUGGGCCACCUGGUCCCCAUGGUCCUCAUGGACCACACUUGCCUCCUGGCCCUCAUGGGCCCCCUGCUCCUCCAGGCCCUGGAACUCCUAUGGGGCCCUAUAAUCCAGGGCCCUAUAAUCCAGGCCCACCUGGUCCUCCUCAACAUGGUCCACCAGCACCAUAUGCUCCACAAGGAUGGGGGAAUACCUAUCAGCCCUGGCAGCAACAGAGCCAACCAGAUCCAAAUAAAGCUGGAGAUGCAAAUACAGCUGCAUGGGCAGCAUAUUACGCUCAGUAUUAUCAGCAACAAGCACAGCAGCCACCUGCACCUUCAAGCACUGGUCAGGGCAGUACCCCAAAUUCUGCACCGGCUGAUCCAAACCAACCCAACCCAGCCCAACCUCCUCAGACUGAUUAUACCAAAGCCUGGGAAGAAUAUUACAAGAAAUUAGGUCAACAGGGACAACCACAAGGAGCACAACAGGAUUAUACAAAAGCUUGGGAAGAAUACUACAAGAAACAAAGUCAGGCAGCUCAAGCUUCUAGUACGGCAGCUCAGCCAGGUGGGCAGCCAGACUACAGUGCUGCGUGGGCUGAGUAUUACAGACAGCAAGCAGCUUAUUACAGUCAGACGAACUCCCAAGGAAUUCCCCAGCAUCCGCCAGCGCAACAACCCCCCCCACAGGCCCAGUAAUGUGAAGUGGAGAUAUUUGCGUCAUUUGGGGAAAAGCCUUUGUAAAAUUAAUGGAUGCAGACGGCUUGAUGAAGAUCUUAAUUUUGUUUUUUGGUUUAAAAAAAUAGUGUUUCUUGCAAUUGUCAUACUUAAGAGGUAGCGAACUUGAUAACCAUUAUUUUGUGUAGAAAUGCAAAUUUGGUUUGCUUUUAGUGAAACACAAUAGUUUGAACAUUCCAGCAUAUGUAUUUCAAUUUCUAUUCAGUCACUAUAGUGACGUGCUUCUGUUGUAAAAUGUAUUAAUUCCAUUGUAUACCUGUUCACUUUUAAAAGAAAAUGCUUGUUUGUGCUUGACAAU